AUGACGGGAAGAAGGCCAAAUGGACCAAAAGGGGAUUCACCCCACAAACCGGCUCCGGCUGGUUUGUGGGGCUCGGCUGGUUUGCCGGUUGGCCGAUCCGCUUCGCCGGGUCAGUCGACUGGCAAACCAGGCACAGUCGGGCCGGCUCCGGUCAGAGCUCAGACUGUGCCGGGCGUGCCACCUGCGGCUGCCUCGUCGGCUUCGGCUGACAAGGUGGCUGCGGGUGGCAUGUCGGUCGAUAAGCCGGCUUCGGCUGGUUUAUCGACUGAUAAGCCAGGCGCGGUUGGUGCGGCGGCUUCGGCCGACGCAUCGUCCGCGUGUGGCGCGCCCGCCACUAGUGCUGGCAUGCCGGCUUCGGCCGGCAUGCCGGCCUCGAUUGUUCCCCCGGGUGUGGCCGGAACGUCGGCUUCGGCUGGCGGUUUGACACCAGGGCAAGCCACAAACAGCAUCUACCUUUGGCCAUAUCCACCGACGAGCGCGUACUUCGCCUGGCCUCCGCUUUCUAUUUCUAAAACUUAUGGAGCCGUCGUCUUUGGUGGUACAGCAGAAGUUACGAAUAAUAUAACCGUAAGUAACCUUCAAUUUACGGGGUGCGCCAAAAGUCCCCGGACUCAUUAUUUUAGUCAUAUAUUUAUUAAAACAAUCAAUAUACUUAAAACAACAACUAACAAUAGUAACAUAUAGUACUAGUUAUAACAUAGUCAAGCGGUUUCGAAGUGCCCCCCUUUGCCGCUACGCAGAGGCGUAAACACUUCACAAAGUUUUCAGCGAUGGGCCGCAGGUCCUGAGGCGUAA
Molecule: messenger RNA, 795 nt
Organism: Bursaphelenchus okinawaensis
Lineage: Eukaryota; Metazoa; Nematoda; Chromadorea; Rhabditida; Aphelenchoididae
Source: the annotation of a GenBank genome assembly